GGAGGGUCUGGUUGGCACCCUUGCGGUCACGGCCUCACUCAGCGCUGACACUGUGCCUCGGGCGGACCCCUCGCUCUCCCGCCUGCUCCCUCUCUCCCACGCUGCAUCAACGCAGAGAUGGCAGUGCGAAGGAGAUUUUAAGAGAUGAUUUCGCCUGCAUCGGAGUAGCAUACGUUAUCACAGGUCACGUGCUACGGAGUAAAUAGAUGCAAAAACAGAGUGACGCUUGGCUUAGAUCGCGUUCCUGCUUGAGUCUGCCCACGGGUCCUCUCCUCACCGAAGACGUCAAUCAUUCCUCCUCUAGCUGAUUUUCAAGAUGUGCCCUCACAAAGGAAGCAAGAAUGAGAGCUGUGCCGAGAACCUGCCGGCCAGUCUCCCCCCCGACACCGAGAGUGCAAAGGGCAAAGCCAAGAAGAUUCCUCAGGUGUUAGCGUGCAUAGCGGCCGCUCUUGGCACCCUGUCGUCAGGCGCUGUAAACGGUUGGUCCGCUGGCACGUUAACUUCUCUCGACGCUGACCCGGAUAUAACGAUGGGAACCGCAGAGACUGCAUGGGUGGCGAGCAUCAUCUCGGUGGGGUCCCUCGCCGGCAGCGUGGUCGCAGGCAGGGUCAUGGACAAGCUGGGUCGCCGGACAACCCUGCUGGCGAUGGUGCCAAUGCUCCUGCUGGGUUGGCUCACGAUGGCACUCUCUCCCAACUUCGCCGGCGUGUUGGCGGGGAGGGCCGUGUGCGGCGUGGCGACGGCCUUCCUGUUCUCCACGGGGCCGGUGUACUGCAGCGAGAUCCCCGAGGCGCAGAUGCGCGGCCGCCUGGGCUCCGUGCCGUCCCUCUUCAUCACCUUCGGCGUCGUCCUGUCCUACCUGGCGGGCGCCUGCUUCUCGUGGCGCGUCAGCUGCUACGUCUGCUGCGUCCCCGCCGUCCUCAUGUUCGUGGCGAUGUUGUUCGCGCCCGAAACGCCCUACUGGCUGCUGCUGAAGGGGCGGAGGGAGGACGCGGAGAAGGUCCUCCGGCGGCUGCGGGGCCCCGAGUACAACUUCGACGCCGAGAUCGAGGAGAUGGAGAAGAAAAUGGCGUCCGUCGGGAAGAAGAUGGAAUACCGCGAGCUGUGGCGGCCGCGCACGCGCAAGCCGUUCUUCAUCUCGCUCUUCAUGAUGACUCUGCAGCAAGUGAGCGGAGGAAACGUGCUCAUGAUGUACACGGGGACCAUCUUCCUGUCCGCGGGCGUGGAGAACCAUCGCCUCGCCACCGUGUACACGGGCAUCGUCCAGAUCAUCUUCACCGUGCUGUGCGUGCUGCUCGUCGACCGCAUCGGACGGCGCCCCUUCCUCGUGCUCUCGACGAGCGUGAUGGGCCUGGCCACCAUCAUGCUCGGCGUCUACUACCUCAUGAACGACGUGGUCGGUCUAGCGUGGCCGAGCUGGGUGCCGCUGGCGACGGUGCUGGUGGCCGUGUCCGGGUACUGCCUCGGCUGCCGCACGCUCCCCUGGCUCCUCUCGGCCGAGCUCUUCAACACCACUAUCAGGUCGACGGCCAACUCAGCCAGCCUCUUCUACAACCGCUUGCUCAACCUCGCUGUGAUACAGGUGUACCCGUUCUUCGCCGAAGCGGCAGGUGCUCACACCGUCUUCUUCGUGCACGGCAGCUUGUGCCUGAUAUGUGCCCUCCUGUCCCUCCUGAUGGUGCCGGAGACCAAAGGAAAGAGUCUCGAGCAAAUCCAAGAGUACUUCGAAAGCCAGGCCGCCAAGAAAUCGGCUCGUGACGCAGAGAAAUCGAGACAUAAAGGCGAGGCGGCUGGAGGGGGGGAAGGGAACAGGGCUUUCCAGGCAGAAGCGUGAGGGGAAACAGGGACACAUCCCGAGUCAAAAAGCGUAUGCAUGAGCGAGUGAAUGUGUGCACGAAAUACAUUACGAGGGACAGGCGCGAGUGAAAACCAGAGCCCUGAGUUCAGUCUGAGAACGGCGAUCAGGGAGCCUGGUUUCAGCAUUCGUGAUCAAAACCCAUCAUCACACGUAGCAGUAAGGCACUUAUCUAGUUUAAGUAUAUAUAUAAAUCUAUAUCGAUAUAAUUAAGUUUGAUAUAAAAGUAAAGACGA
Penaeus indicus is the source of this 2091-nucleotide messenger RNA. RefSeq names its product solute carrier family 2, facilitated glucose transporter member 8-like. Gene Ontology annotation, molecular function: transmembrane transporter activity. The record is from RefSeq and is a predicted model, not a curated record. Bases 317 to 1834 code for a protein of 505 amino acids. NCBI's taxonomy places the organism in Eukaryota, Metazoa, Arthropoda, Malacostraca, Decapoda, Penaeidae. Gene Ontology annotation, biological process: transmembrane transport. Gene Ontology annotation, cellular component: membrane. The transcript has 6 exons.